Messenger RNA from Nicotiana attenuata, 909 nucleotides. RefSeq lists its product as uncharacterized. The record is from RefSeq and is a predicted model, not a curated record. The transcript has 3 exons. Bases 1 to 909 code for a protein of 302 amino acids. Lineage: Eukaryota; Viridiplantae; Streptophyta; Magnoliopsida; Solanales; Solanaceae.
AUGGACAGAAGCAGACAUUCUCGCAAGCGCCAAAAGAGUAGCAGAGACAGGCAUGACAUGAGAUCCCCCAGUCUUGAUCAUUCAUCUCAUGGAACUUCAACGUACAGAGAAGAACGUCGUCGAGCACGUAAUGCACGAUCUCAUGGAUAUGACAGAAAAUACAAGUGGUUGAUGUGGGAUCCUAACAAGAUAAUGUUUUCACAACUGAAGGUUCACCAACAAUUCAUACAUGGAAUAGUGAAGAGUGGGAGUGACACUGUCCAGUUUGCAUUUACAGCUGUAUAUGGGCUACACCCAAUAGCUAAUAGAAGUGAUUUGUGGAACAACUUGAGAGAGCUGGAAGAACAAAUGACAAUACCUUGGCUUCUCAUGGGUGAUUUCAAUGCAAUUAAGGAUAUGGAGGAUAGAAUGAAUGGUACUAAAGUACAGAUGAAUGAAAUAAAGGACUUCAGAGAAUUUAUGAUGGAAUGCCAAAUGACAGAACUAGUUACAGUGGGAAGGGGGUUUACAUGGACAAAUAACUAUGUAUAUAGUAGAAUAGAUAGAGGGAUAGUGAAUGCCAAAUGGAUGCUAGAAAUGGCACCAAUACAAGUGCAAGAAAAUGAUAGCAGAAGGAGACCAUUCAAAUUCUACAAUUGCCUAGCUGAACAUGAAGAGUUUGAAAAAGUAGUGCAGAAUGGUUGGAAAUAUAAAGGCAGUAACAUGGAAGGUAUAAUGCAGAAUCUAAAGAAGGUAAAAUAUGGCCUGAAGAAUUUAAACAGGCAGGAAUAUACAGGGAUAACAAAGAAGGUACAACAGAAGAGAGAAGAACUGGCAAAUGUGCAAGCUCAAAUGAGGCAGAAUAAUCAGAGCAGGGAUAUGUUUGAAGCAGAGAAGAAAGCUAGAAAAGAACUGAAAAAUGGAGUAUGA